Drosophila bipectinata is the source of this 1553-nucleotide messenger RNA. RefSeq lists its product as uncharacterized. NCBI's taxonomy places the organism in Eukaryota, Metazoa, Arthropoda, Insecta, Diptera, Drosophilidae. The record is from RefSeq and is a predicted model, not a curated record.
UGGCAUUGAAUUGACAUUUCAACAUGAACGUCCUCAUCUUCGGAGGUGUAGACUUCGCAACAAUCUGGCUUAUUUGGAACUUGGUCCUUUUGAUCGCCACGGCCUCUGAAAAUUCGAAAUUAAACGUCUUUGGAAGGUCCCAAAAUGUGCAUCCAUUGCUGUCGACUAAGCCGGACUCCCUGUCCAAAAAUCCCAUACAGCUGUCCCCACUGUCCGGUACGCACCAUCUCUAGAUGCUGUCCUUUGGGUAGCUAUACGAUUCCGGGCGGUAAGCCCAAGUACGAACAUCCCUGGAUAAGGGGUAAGGAUCCGAGGACUUUGCCAAAUCCCUGUGUGGUGGGACCACCGCGUUGGCUGGAAACGAACCGGGAGGCUAUUUUCGCCCUGGCCGCCAAGGUGAAUCGGUCCCCAGAAGCUGCCCAUUAUCUGGUGAUACAGUUACUGCACGCCAACUACAGGAAAGUAAUGAUGAUAUCCCGAAAAAGACGCACCUUUAAGGUGCCCUUGGCUGGCUAUCCGGAUCAGGAUUGCUUUACUGCUGGCAAUACGAUUAUUGAUAGCAAUGGUGAUGUUAUUGCUCCAAUGGCUCCGGAUACUCUGAGCAAGUUGCUCCUGAUGAUGCAGGACUACAUCUUCCGUUUGAGGCUGCUAAACAGGAAGUACAAGUGGUAUGGGAACGGGGAUGAUCACGGUAACAUUCAAUGCCUGCUGGGAGAGCAAGAUGAACUGGUGCGACUGCUGAAAGGCCUCUUCGGAGGCAGUAGUGACAUUGUGGCCGUCACGGAUCUUCUCACGGCCCUAAACGAGCUGGACUUUCAAGAUCUGUACACCAAGAAAAAGACAAAGGCAUCUCCCUGGCUGGUGCGAGACAUUUCCGAUCUAUAUUUGGAAGUGACGGCACCGUCCGAAGAAGCCUCGCCAAGCCCACCAAUAAUUGGCGAUGCCUUCCAUAUGUCGGACUAUAAGCUGCCAUUCACAUAUUCAACAAGAGGGAAUCCCAGUAAGGCCUUUAUGCGAGGCAGGAUGAGGCAUAUUGAGAGAAAUGACGACACGACCCAAGAAGUUGUUAAGCCCAAAAAGGUGCGCAAAGGCAACUACGUGGCCAGAGAAAUACCGCAGCUCUUCUUCGGGCCCUUCGACCGGAGAAACAGUGCCACUUGGAUGUCCCGACACCCAGACACCCUCAGGUUAGGACCUACGGGCCAAAUAGAAAAGCGCCGGGUGAAGCAUUACAGGAACAGUAUUGAAAAUGCAAAAUUCAAACGAUUGGCAGAUAGGAUGUCCAUACACAGCGAAAAGUCCGACAGAUCGGGCGAUUUCAAGGAUAUGUUCGGUCGCGAUGUUUCCCAUAAGAGGAUUGGCAAAAGCCCCCGAGGCAGCUUUAAAAAAAAGAACCAUAAUAGGUCACGACGACAAAGCCAAACUUCAGCUUAAAGAAAAUCCUUAAAAUGGAUUUUUUUUAGAAGACUAACCAAAGGUCGUGACUACUGAGCCCAAGUUACUCAAACAUUGGAACAGUAGUCAUGGUCUUUGGUUGGGCUCUGAAAAAAAUG